Molecule: messenger RNA, 915 nt
Organism: Peronospora matthiolae
Lineage: Eukaryota; Oomycota; Peronosporomycetes; Peronosporales; Peronosporaceae
Source: the annotation of a GenBank genome assembly
AUGGUUUCCCCGUUGUCCAAGCCCAGCUUGCCACCUACUACUUAUUCCACUAAAGACGCGGUUGAAGGUACCUCGGUGAGCGGAGGUCCUAUCGGCCCUGCUUCGGGACUCGAUGUUGCUGAGGACCUCGCUUCAAGUACGGAAACGAUCGGCUACACGUUGACGCCUAAUGUCCUUGACAGUUCUGCUGCAAGUGACGAGCCAAUUGAGGUCGGAGAAUCUGCUACAACCACUAUUCCACAGAGCUUUGCGUUGACGCUUGAUGUCGUCGACAAUUUUGCUGCAAGUGGCGGCCCUAUUGGGGCUAUUCCGUUGCCUAUCACUCGAGUUGAAACACCUAUAGUUGAUGUAACGACCGCGGUUGGUAUGAUCGCUGGACUUUAUCAGCGGAUCGCAUCCCAACAGGAUCUUGUGGAUAGCUAUCGCGAUCUGGAGCAAGCGUUGCGGGAGCAAACUCGGAGGGGUGAUCGACUAGAACGGGAACUCCGUUCUCUUACCAAGUCGGCCUCUCCUUUUGUGAUCUUCGCUCAAACUCGUUGUGACCGCUUUCGUCUGGAUUUGAAAAAUGCACUCGCUGAAGUCGCCUUGCUUCAGGAGACAAUUCGCGCGGGGGAUUGCUACGAGCAGCAAGUUAGCGACCUAAAGUCAAAACUUCUGAAAACGACCCGAUCACUUCAUACGUUUAAAGAACGUCAUGACCUCGAGCUGGCUUCCUUGCGACGGCACAUAGAUGAAGAAAACGCUCGAUUUCAAGCCGCACUCUUGGAGGCCAAAUCUAAGAGAGCCAGGUACAAGGCAGACUGUAUCAAGGCUCAGACCACGGUUCGCCACCUGCAUGCUGCUCUUGCCUCUGUAUCAGUGGAGCGCAGUCAAUAUCGGGAUAAUCUGGCUGAGUGGGAAGCUGAAUAUGACUGA